Messenger RNA from Anoplopoma fimbria (sablefish), 2377 nucleotides. Its product is annotated as ATP-binding cassette sub-family D member 2-like. The transcript is spliced from 10 exons. Gene Ontology annotation, biological process: very long-chain fatty acid catabolic process; peroxisome organization; long-chain fatty acid import into peroxisome. Gene Ontology annotation, cellular component: peroxisomal membrane. Bases 140 to 2353 code for a protein of 737 amino acids. The record is from RefSeq and is a predicted model, not a curated record. NCBI's taxonomy places the organism in Eukaryota, Metazoa, Chordata, Actinopteri, Perciformes, Anoplopomatidae. Gene Ontology annotation, molecular function: ATP binding; ABC-type transporter activity; ATP hydrolysis activity.
GAGCAGGAUGUAGCGGUACGUGUAUCGGGCUCGCUUCAUAUCAAACCAACCACAAGAAGUCCGUCUCUCUGUUUAUGUCGACGCGGUGAGUCUGGUUUGGGGGAUGGGUAGCAGAGACGACUAACGUUUUUUUUGAAAAAUGUCCAACAUCCUCGAUGCGGCGUCCAGAGUGAAAUGGGACCGCACGGCUGCGGCCAAGAGAGCCGUGUUCCUCGCCGCUGCCGCCUACGGGGUGAAGAUCCUGUACCCCAUCAUCUGCAGGCAGCUCAGGAAAAACAAAGACCCCAGGAACAGUCGCCGGCUUUCAAAGGCGGAGAACGGCUCCACCUGUUUGGUGAAAACACAAGUGUGUGCUGCGGCUCAUAAAAAGCAGUCCCCCGGGGUGAACGCAGAGUUUUUCAAGCAGAUCCUGGAGCUUGGUAAAAUCCUCUUUCCCAAGCUGGUGUCCAAAGAGCUGGCUUUGCUCUGCUUGCACUCGGUGGCGUUGAUAUCGAGGACGUUUCUGUCUAUUUACGUGGCCAGCUUGGACGGGAAGAUAGUGAAAACGAUAGUGGAGAAGGAACCCAGGAGCUUCAUCUUCCAGCUGAUGAAAUGGCUCCUCAUCGCCAUCCCGGCCACGUUUGUCAACAGCGUCAUCCGGUACCUGGAGUGCAAGCUGGCCCUGGCCUUCCGUACCCGGCUGGUGAACCAUGCCUACCGGACCUACUUCACCGAUCAGACCUACUACAGGGUCAGCAACAUGGACGGGAGGCUCACCAACCCGGACCAGUCUCUCACCGAGGACGUGAUGAUGUUCUCCCAGUCGGUGGCCCACCUCUACUCCAACCUCACCAAGCCCAUACUGGACGUGGUGCUGACCUCCUACACGCUGAUACAGACAGCCAGGUCCAGGGGGGCCAACGCCAGCGGUCCGACCCUGCUGGCCGGGCUGGUGGUCUUUGCCACGGCUAAGGUCCUGCGUGCCUGCUCGCCCAAAUUUGGCAAGCUGGUGGCCGAGGAGGCUCACAGGAAAGGCUACCUGCGCUAUGUUCACUCCAGGAUCAUUGCAAACGCUGAGGAAAUAGCUUUCUACAGGGGACACAAGGUGGAGAUGCGUCAGCUGCAGAAGUGCUACCAGACUCUGGCGGACCAGAUGAACCUGAUCCUGUCCAAGCGUCUCUGGUACAUCAUGGUCGAGCAGUUCCUCAUGAAGUACGUGUGGAGCGCCAGCGGGCUCGUGAUGGUGGCCGUGCCGAUCAUCACAGCUACCGGCUUCGCAGACAACAAAACAGCAGACGGGCGCACGCAUGUGAUGGUGAGCGAGAGGACGGAGGCUUUCACCACCGCACGCAACCUGUUGGCCUCAGGCGCUGACGCCAUCGAGAGGAUCAUGUCCUCCUACAAAGAGGUCACAGAGUUGGCAGGGUACACCGCACGGGUCCACAACAUGUUUGUUGUAUUCGAGGACGUCCAGAGGGGCGUUUACAAGCGCUCCUCUCUAUCAACCACAACAGGAGCAGAGAAGAAGAGCAAGCCUGAGAUGCACAUAGAUGGACCACUGGAGAUAAAGGGUGAAGUGAUAGACGUGGACAAGGGUAUCGUGUGCGAGAAUGUCCCAAUUAUUACGCCGAAUGGGGACGUCGUCGUGUCUUGCCUGAAUGUUAAGGUGGAAGAGGGCAUGCACCUAUUGAUCACGGGGCCUAACGGCUGUGGGAAAAGCUCUCUGUUCAGGAUCCUCAGCGGCUUGUGGCCCGUCUACGGGGGCCGCCUGUACAAACCCUCUCCCCAACAUAUGUUCUACAUUCCUCAGAGGCCAUACAUGUCUAUGGGUACACUGCGGGACCAGGUGAUCUACCCAGACUCGGUGGAGGACAUGGCUUCCAAAGGCCUCAGUGACAAGGACCUGGACACCAUCUUGGACAUAGUCAACCUCUACCACAUUGUCACCAGAGAAGGAGGCUGGGAUGCUGAGCUGGACUGGAAGGACGUGCUGUCAGGAGGCGAGAAGCAGAGGAUGGGCAUGGCUCGCAUGUUCUACCAGAAGCCUAAAUAUGCUCUGUUGGAUGAGUGUACCAGCGCUGUGAGCAUUGACGUGGAGGGGAAGAUUUUCCAGACUGCUAAGGACGCCGGCAUCUCCCUGCUCUCCAUCACACACAGACCCUCCCUGUGGAAGUACCACACCCACCUGCUUCAGUUCGACGGGGAGGGAGGCUGGCGCUUCGAGCAGCUGGACACGGCGACGCGUCUCUCCCUCACCGAGGAGAAGCAGCGCCUGGAGACCCAGCUGGCCGGCAUUCCCGAGAUGCAGCAUCGCCUCAACGAGCUGUGCAAGAUCCUGGGGGACGACUCUGUCCUCAAAACAGCAGAGGAAUGAGACAGGAAGGGGGAGGGAAGGUGG